Closterium sp. Yama58-4 is the source of this 1983-nucleotide messenger RNA. Lineage: Eukaryota; Viridiplantae; Streptophyta; Zygnematophyceae; Desmidiales; Closteriaceae. The record is from the annotation of a GenBank genome assembly.
AUGGUUCGCCCGCACACGUCGCUCGUUAGUCGCUGGCUCUCGCGCUUUUACUUGAUUGGGUCGCGAAGAGCAGCUUCAGUCGUCGCAGCCGUCGCGAUCGUCGCGUCAAUCUCCGCCGUCGGAUUUCUCCUAUCGCCAGGCUUUUCUCUACCGUUCUGGCCGUCGUUCCUCCCCAGGGGCCCUGCGUCACCUCCCUCCGCUUUCCCGCAGAGUGGUUGCGAAAUUGCGAGGAACUGUCGCGAGAAGCGAUUGGAUCGAUACAUUUACGUCGAUCAGGAUCCGUCAGAAUUCUGGUGGGAGGACUCAGCCAAUCGCAUUCGAGACAAGGCCCCCAAGGGGUGGUGGACGGGUUACAUUCUGCGGGUUACCACACAUCGUUGGUUCAACAGGACCGUUUCAGACCGAAUCCAAUGGUGGCAUUGGAUGACCGUGAUUGCGCCUGACGACAUGCACAACGCGCACAAGGGGCUCGUGCUGUUUGUGAUCGGGUCGGGGUGGUCUCAGUUCCACUACUACCACCUGCCCGACAAGGACGAGAUGUUCACCGCUGCUUUUGCCCCGCUGGUAGUGGAGCUGGGGAUUCUGGGAGCAGUGCUGCAUCAGCAGCCAAUGGAGCCAAUCACUUUCUUACCGGGCAUUAAUGGGCCGGGCAAGUCCGUGCUGGAAGAAGACGAGCUCAUGGCGUUGGGGCACGGGGUGCAUGUGUGGGAUGGGACGUGGGGCACGGGAUGCAUGUGUGGGAUGGGACGUGGGGCACGGGAUGCAUGUGUGGGAUGGCAUGGAAUGGAACAGGUGGAAGGCUUUGUGCUCAUGGGAGUGAGCAAGAGAGGGCUGAUGGCAUGGCUGACAGCAGCUAUGGAUAAGAGGGUGGUGGGCAUAGUGGCGUACGGCUUUGACCUGCUGGACUUUGGGCGCAACUUCCAGCAUCUGCACGACUCGCUGGGCGCGUGGCCGGUCAUCCUCAAGUUCUACGCCAUCUUCAACGUCACCUCGCAGUUGCAGUCACCUGAAUUUACAAGGCUCAUGGAGGACACGGACCCAUUCUACUACAGGGAGCGCCUCACCAUGCCCAAGCUGCUCGUCAGUGCAGCCAACGAUGAAGUGCUGGCACUGGAUGACACGUACAUCUGGUGGAACGACAUGCCCGAGCCAAAGCUGCUCAAGAUAAUGGCUAACUCGGAGCACAUGCAGAUCCACGUCAACCAAUGGGCCAACCAAGCCACUCUCUCCUUCCUCGCCUCUCUCCUGCACGUCAACUCCUCCUGCGCCGCUCUCCCCACCUCCUCUCGCCCCUCCCUCACCUGGACGCGCCCCUCCAACACCGCCCCCUCUCCCAGCCGCCGCAAGCGCUUUGAUAAAACAGAGGGCACGGGCCUGUUUGCCCGGGAGGAAAGGGAAACAGCAGAGGCUCAAGCAGGACCAGGAGGGGGGGUGGAAGGGUCAGAAGGAGACGCUCUGACCAAUCAGGAGCAGCCGGCGCAUCCCUGGAGCUGUGUUCCUGAGCUGCCGGCUGUUGAUUGGCCGCGGCUGAGGUGGCGGUUUGAUUGGCCCACGUUCACCAUCCAUGCCACGUCAGACAGGAAGCCAUUGGCAGUUAGAGCAUGGACUGGCAAAACAGCCAGCGAGCGACGAGACUUCCGCUUUGUGCUGCAGCGAGGCUCCAAGGGGUGCACGGCGCCCAUGCCAACGGUGCCGGGCACGUAUGCAGGCAAGUUUGACCUCUGCAUCCAGGCAACGCCCUUCUUCCUGCACACCAUCUCGCCGCCCAAGCACCACCCCGACGAUGGCUUGUGGCACUUCAGCUCCACCAUCAGCGACGUUCCCAAGGUGGGGUUUCGGGCAUUUUGGAUUGAAGCUGAUUUUGCAAUUCCACAAAGAAAAGCUCCCUUUGUGUUGACAACCGAAGCCAUUCUAGCCCCAAAUAAGCUGCCGUUCUCACCCUGUCAGCCAGGCAACUAUUCUUGCCAACAUCGUUGGAUAUGA